Messenger RNA from Radiomyces spectabilis, 1737 nucleotides. RefSeq names its product WD40-repeat-containing domain protein. Bases 1 to 1737 code for a protein of 578 amino acids. Lineage: Eukaryota; Fungi; Mucoromycota; Mucoromycetes; Mucorales; Radiomycetaceae. Gene Ontology annotation, molecular function: protein binding. The transcript is spliced from 2 exons. The record is from RefSeq and is a predicted model, not a curated record.
AUGUCCGGGGCUUCCGUGAUACCGUCCAAUUCACCGUUACCAACUGAACUUUUACUAGCCAUCUUCCUUCACUUGGAUGGCGCCACCCUCGCGACGUGCGCCACAGUAUGCCGUCACUGGGCGCUGGUGGUUAAUCACUACGAUGAUCCGAUCUGGCGAACCAUGGCCAGUCGUGAUUUUCAAAAAGGCAUUCGCCGGUUCUGGUCGCUUCAGUUUCCUGAUCCCCGCAUUCACAACGACAUUGGAUCGCCGGUUGCCAAAGAAAAACUGUGGCGGACAUGGCAGGAUAUGUAUCGAAUCACCCGAAACUGGUACAACGGCAACUGCUUUGGUUAUGCUCCUGCCAUCGUGGAACGGUCUCAGUUACCUCCUCAGAGCUUUCCUUACGCCGUUGUCGGGUCGCUGCAGGAACAAACCUUUUUCACCGAUCUCACCGUGGCAGCCAGUGGCCUUAUUGUUCGCUCCAACCCUACCUAUCGAAACACGCAGGGGCUUCACAGCCUUAUCCUUCAGGAUCCCCGCACAUUGGAAGAAACCUAUUUCGAUCCUAUCUUACGAGACGUCUCAUCAUCCAACGACAUUCAUGCCAUCGUUUGUCAAUACACCCAUCCCACUUCCAAAUGGCUCGUAACAGGCGGUCUAGAUGGAUCGGUCGCUCUGUGGAACAUGAACACUAAAAAACUGGCAAGACUGUGGCAUGGACAUCGUGGCCGAGUCCUCUGUGUGAGCAUGAAUGACAAAGUGGUUGUCAGUGGCGGUUCUGACAGUAUGCUUCGUGUGUGGGAUAUAGAAGACGAAGCGGAUGCUCCUUUGCUGAAACCCACAGUGCAUCCUGCGAUCCACACAUCACGGCGUGGCACCAUUGACAUUUCUUCCUAUCUCUCUUCACGCAGCGAAUGGUACCAGGGGGUUGGGGAAGUAGCCGCCAAUGGACACUUGGUCGCUUGUGCUCCCGAUGCAUCGGGUCCCAUUCUACUGUUUUCUCUGUUGACUGGAUCCUUGGUGUACGAGCUGCGCACGAUCGAUGCGACCUUUGCCGCCGCUGCUGCCACAGCCACCGGGGCCGAAUGGGAUCCAUCCAUGGAAAUUAUCACCGCUUUCACCAAAUUAUGCAUGACUCCUUUUUUCUUGCUCGCCAAAGGCAAGUAUAUACCCGGUCAGGAAGGUCCGCCUGUAUAUCCCGUUGCCGCGGAUCGAUCCUCCAAACCGUCAUCCGGCUAUGUCACCCCACUCAGUUCCCACGCUUCAUCCUCUCCGUCGCCUCCUACCGCCCAAAUGACUCCCUAUCAGCUUUAUCACUACUAUCAAUCGUUGAACGCAAGUAGCGGCUCCUCGACGCACGCUACCACCGCCCCGUUAUCCUCGUCUUCCGCAUUGAAUUGCAUUAAUGUUUGGGAUUUGCAAACCGGCAAAACUGCAUUUCGGCUUGCUCCUGUAUUUGACGAACCUCAAACGAACUAUACCAUCACUGACAUUCGUGUGACGCCUGAUUAUUCAAAGGUACUGGCGUGCGUUGAGCUCCGGUCUUCGUGCGAAGAGAAGCUUUACUGCUGGGAUUUUGGAGGCACAUGCGUUCGUCAAGAUCAACACACCACCGAUGUGGCGGAAGCGUUUCGCGUCAAAGCCGUUCAAAUUGAUUGCUCUCGAAAAUCGCAUAUCCAUGGCGACGAUGCUCAGACAAGAACGCAACGCAGAGCGGGACAAGUCAUUGGCCAAUCGUGGGCUUGUUUCAUGUAA